GCAGUACCCGGCGGCGCCAUCUUUGUGCCUGGCGAGCGACGGCGCCCGACGGAAGCCCUGAAGCCAGAGCUUGCUCGCCAAGCUCUCGCUCAGACCGGAUCUAGGAAAUACCAGGCGGGCCUCGGUGGGAGGGACGCACUGAGGGAGGAGGGAGGAAAGGGGGCGGCGGCGGCGGCGGCUCACACCGGAUCCCGGCCCCGCACGGCGCGUACCCUGGGGGUUCGGGCGGGGAAGCGGCGCCGGCCCGGACCCCCCGCGGGAGCAGGCGACGGGCGUGAGGGCUAGGCGGCGGCGGCGGCCAGAGAGCAGCAGCCGCCUGGACACUGUCUUCAGCCUUUUCUUCAAGUUUUUGACCGUAGAUUGUGUUGUGUCAAACUGGACGAAUUAUCUUAGUUGAAUUUUCACCAGUUGAAAAAUUGGAGAUUUCUAGACUACUGAAAAGAAGUUGCUUUCAGAGCUGGAGAUGUGAAUAAAAUUUCUGUGCCAGGGUUGAUAAACCGUCUUGAGGAUUCCAUCCAGGAAACCCCAUCACAGUUGGUUGUUAUGUCUCCUUAGACUCCUCUUGGCUGUGACAGUUUCUCAGACUUUUGUUUUUGAGGAGUACUGAUCAGAAAAUGAUUGUGGUGCUAGAAGAUCAUUACUUUUGGAAAGCUGGUUAACAUCCAUUUCCUAAGAGAAACUUGGCCACCAUUUGCUCUGGCAUGGCGCAAAGCAGCCCACAGCUUGAUAUUCAGGUUCUCCAUGAUCUUCGACAACGUUUCCCUGAAAUUCCAGAGGGCGUGGUGUCUCAGUGCAUGUUACAGAAUAACAACAAUCUUGAAGCCUGUUGCCGAGCCCUUUCCCAGGAGAGUAGCAAAUACUUAUAUAUGGAAUACCAUAGUCCAGAUGACAAUAGGAUGAAUAGAAAUCGCCUUUUACAUAUUAACCUGGGUAUCCAUUCUCCUAGUAGCUAUCACCCAGGAGAUGGAGCCCAACUUAAUGGUGGUCGAACACUGGUACAUAGCUCAAGUGAUGGACAUAUUGAUCCUCAGCAUGCAGCAGGUAAACAGCUGAUAUGUUUAGUUCAAGAACCACACUCAGCUCCAGCUGUUGUUGCUGCUACUCCCAACUACAAUCCAUUUUUUAUGAAUGAACAGAACAGAAGUGCAGCUACUCCUCCUUCACAGCCACCUCAACAGCCAUCUUCCAUGCAAACAGGAAUGAAUCCGUCUGCUAUGCAAGGGCCUUCACCACCACCGCCACCUUCAUACAUGCACAUACCUCGGUAUAGUACAAAUCCAAUUACUGUUACAGUAUCCCAGAACCUCCCUUCUGGACAGACUGUACCAAGAGCUUUACAAAUUCUUCCACAAAUUCCAAGCAAUCUCUAUGGGUCUCCUGGUUCUAUUUAUAUUAGACAGACAUCUCAGAGUUCAUCAGGAAGACAAACUCCUCAGAGUACGCCAUGGCAGUCCUCACCACAGGGCCCAGUGCCUCACUAUAGCCAGCGUCCUUUACCUGUUUAUCCACACCAACAGAACUAUCAACCUUCUCAGUAUUCUCCCAAACAGCAGCAGAUCCCUCAGUCUGCUUACCAUUCACCACCUCCUUCUCAAUGUCCUUCACCCUUCAGCUCUCCACAGCAUCAAGUGCAACCUUCCCAGUUGGGCCACAUCUUUAUGCCACCUAGUCCUUCAACUACUCCACCCCAUCCAUAUCAACAAGGACCUCCUAGCUAUCAGAAACAGGGAAGCCAUUCAGUAGCCUAUCUUCCAUACACAGCAUCUAGUUUAUCCAAAGGUUCCAUGAAGAAGAUAGAAAUUACAGUUGAACCUUCUCAAAGACCUGGGACAGCAAUUAAUAGGAGUCCUUCACCCAUCAGUAAUCAACCAUCUCCACGGAAUCAACACUCACUGUACACAGCCACCACGCCACCUUCAAGUUCUCCUUCAAGAGGGAUAUCUAGUCAACCAAAACCUCCAUUUAGUGUUAAUCCUGUGUAUAUUACAUAUACACAGCCAACUGGACCUUCUUGUACUCCAUCACCAUCUCCUCGAGUGAUACCAAACCCAACUACAGUUUUUAAAAUUACCGUAGGCCGAGCAACGACUGAAAAUCUUUUAAAUUUAGUGGACCAAGAAGAGCGCUCUGCAGCACCAGAACCUAUUCAGCCCAUUUCAGUGAUACCAGGCUCUGGGGGAGAAAAGGGAAGCCAUAAAUAUCAGAGAAGUUCUAGUUCUGGAUCAGAUGACUAUGCCUACACACAAGCCUUGCUGUUACAUCAACGAGCAAGGAUGGAGAGGUUAGCAAAGCAAUUGAAACUUGAGAAAGAGGAGCUAGAGCGGUUGAAGUCUGAAGUUAACGGUAUGGAGCAUGACCUGAUGCAGAGACGGCUCAGAAGAGUCAGCUGCACCACUGCGAUCCCUACGCCUGAGGAAAUGACAAGAUUGAGAAGCAUGAACAGACAACUCCAGAUAAAUGUUGACUGUACACUGAAAGAAGUUGACCUCCUUCAAUCUAGAGGAAACUUUGAUCCAAAAGCCAUGAAUAAUUUUUAUGACAACAUAGAACCUGGCCCAGUUGUACCACCCAAGCCAUCUAAAAAAGACUCCUCAGACCCCUGCACAAUUGAGAGAAAAGCCCGAAGAAUUAGCGUGACCUCCAAAGUACAGGCAGACAUCCAUGACACCCAGGCAGCAGCUGCAGAUGAGCAUCGAACUGGCUCCACACAAAGUCCUCGGACACAACCUCGAGAUGAAGACUACGAAGGGGCUCCAUGGAAUUGUGAUAGCUGCACCUUUCUUAACCACCCAGCACUAAAUCGCUGUGAGCAGUGCGAGAUGCCACGGUACACCUGAAUUCAGAAAAGUCUGCGCCAGGUUGAAAGUGAAACUUUGAGUACCACCAGAAGAAAAGGAAACCUCGGGACUCUAUUCAUCCACCCAGCCUUUUCAUUUUCGAUUGCACAGCGGGGAGGAGGAAUGCCUCUGUGGUCGUUGUGCUCACGAAAGGAAAAAUGGGGAGGUCUUUUUUUCUCCUUUCUUAACUCACUACAGAGUGAGAGAUAGAAAGGGAUACUUGAAACUGGGAAAGGAUUCACUCUGUGAAAGAAUGUACACACAGAAGUCAAGAGCUCUUCUGUGGUAGAAUCCCAAUUGUUAAAGUUACUGCUGAGUGGCCCUUAUUUUUUAAACUAGUACUUUGAAUCUUAGUAUGAAAUGUUAACAGUUUAUGCAAACUGUGAAUUCCCAGAGCAGACUUACCUGGUCACCGCUCUCUGGAAAACCAAGGGUCCCCGUGCUCCUUCCCGUUGCUUCCUACUAAAGAGGACAACAGGAAAAAGCACCUAGAAUAUUUUGGGGGAGGGGGGGGCAAAUUAAUUAAGGGUAUUUGUAAUUGCUGCUUUUUUCAGGGGUAAUUUCCAACACACAUACAUGCACACAAACAAAAUGUUUUAAAAUGUGAUUUGUAGCAGUCAGGAACUAGGCAUAUCAUGCCUUUGUUUGAAAGUACAAUCAGAGGUGGUAAGAUGCCUUUGGCUUGUACAGUGAUUCAUCAAGCUCUAUCAAUCAACACUGGUAACUAAGACCUACUUAUGCCACAUAAGAGAUGCAUUUUUUAAGUUACUGCAUGUUUUUAUUAAGGCCAUUGGUUUUCAAAAUAACAAGUCCUUACAAAGUAUGAUUUUAUAAAUGAUAUUCUCGUAAAACUGCGCUUUGCCAGUAGCACAGUGAAUGUAUGCCAAAUGCAAGUCCAUUCCAAAAUCCAUUUGGAAAUCUUGAGCUCAGCUGUGGUUCUUAAACUUUUGCAGUCCACAGGGCCUUUUUUUUUUUCCUCCUUCCAAUUGUGAUAAAUUCAUGAUGUUUACAGCACAGAUAAAACUUUGUGCCAUAAUCCUAAUUUAGCUGAAAUCAAUAUUAACUGUUCAAUAAAAACUUACUUGCAUAUGUUAAUAAACCAGUGUGAGGGGAAUUACAGUUGGCCAAUGACAAAGUUGCACACUGCAUUAUUUAGGAAAUAAGAGGGAUUGUCAAAAAUUAUUAAGAGAAAGGUGAAUAUAGAGAAUUUUGAAACAGAACUUUUAAAAUUUAACAUAACUGUAUCUAGAGGUCAAUUGAGUUUCUACAGGCAGUUCAGGUCAUUUUAAAGCACUCCUUAUUUAUGAAAUAGAACUUCAGGGUGUGGAUAAGUGAAGAGAUAUAAAGUCAUGUGACUCACUAGGGUACAUCACUGGAAACUUAAUAGCACAUUUCAUUAAGGUCUCUGCCAUUGUUGGAGUUCCUUCUUAGCUCAGAAUUGGAGUUUUGGAAUCUUCCCCUCAUUUUGGUGAGUAUAAACAGCAAUAAAGUUAGUAGGUUCUCCCAUCCUAAAGGAUGUUACCUGAGGAUAUCGUUUUAGGCAUCAGGUUUCUCCCCCAGACCACACACACACACACACACACACACACACACACACACACACACACACACACACACACACACACACACACACACACACACACACACACACACACACACACACACACACACACACACACACACACACACACACACACACACACACACACACACACACACACACACACACACACACACACCCGCCCCGCUUCUAAUUUAGCAGUAAUCUCUGGCAGACCUGGAAAAACAAGCUGCUCUUAAUAGCAUAAUGAAACCAAAGGCGUAAUAACUCAUCAUAGUUUUCCAUCAGAAUCAUUUCACACUCUGCCUACAGCUUUGAAAACAUUUUUUCAUAUGUGAAAAAUUCCCCAAAAUAUAUCCACUAGUCUCCCAAAGGAAGCGUGGUAAUUAACACUGAUAAAAACAUCUCUCAUACAACAACUGUGGCAAAACUGUGAAAAUAACGGUGAGAAAGCAGAUGGGCUUAAAAGCAUGGUCCCCAAAACAACGUUCUUUAAAGGUUUUUGUAACACUGGUCUCUGUCUCCAAUAACAGUCUAGCCGUACUACUGUUCUGUAAUAUGCCUUUGCCUUUGUAUGGUUUCAUAUCUCUUUAGUGAUGGUCAACCCCACUUGGUUUUAAGUUACAAUUUAGGGGAAAAUAUAUAUAUAUAUACUGCUUGGUGUCCUAGCUAAAAGGUUUACCAGUAUUCAUAGUGAUAUGCUGAAGUGGAGGCAAUUAACUUGGCAGUUGUCAGUUGAGAAUGAAAGUAGCAUGUCUGAAAACAGUCUGAUGCUUUAUAAAACCAUGUAGAUGACUUUAAAACUAUUGCAUGAAAAUACAUCAAGGUUAAUAAGCUGUUACACAGUAGAUGCAUGGUUUCAAUCCUUUGGUGAUAUAUCUAGUCAAUCAUUGUUUUCACCUGCCAGGAAAAGAGAGAAAACAGUCUAGUGGAUAGGUGUAAAGGGUGGGGUAUGCGGUAUCAGAUUGAUUUUAAGGAAGUUUCGUACAUGUUAAUUUUUAAUUGUGCACAAGUUUCAUAUGCCAACAUAGGCUGUAUUCAGUUUUAAAAUAGGCAAAAUGACUUGACACUGAUAAAUCUGGUAUGUUUAACUGUGUCUCAUAUGUAGACUGCUUUUUGCCUAUGACCAGCUUGAACAAGAAUUCACCCAACUUUCAAGGUGCCUUUUCAAAAGGAUCUCGUAGUCAGUUGGUAUGUACAGACAACUGGCAUGGAAGUGGUAGGGUAUAAAUCGGAUGAUGCCUGGCUGCUGAGGUGCCAGCUGGAUCAGCUGUUGCCCUUCUUGUUUCUUGUAAGAGGUAUCUUUCAAAUGACUAGUUUGAUGUAUCUGGUAACAUAUAGGCCUGACUAUACAUUUUACAUUAUUUCGCUAUUUUGUAAACUGGGAUUUUAGAAAGCACGUUUGCCAUUUUGUUAAAGUACAUUGCCCCUUAAAUUUUGGAGUAGUUUUUAAAAGUUUAAAGUGGUAAUAGAGGAGCCAGAAACUUUUUAAGCAUUGUAAAGUGUUUGUUUUGAAUUGAUAUUGACUUUGUUUGGAAGAGAGUAGAGGCAGGGGGCUUUAAAGAAACAAAGAAAUGCAUUGUAAAAAUGUAGUUUUAGAGCAAAUUAAUAAUGAUGGUGGGGAAAGUGUUGCUAAUUUGUUUAUUUCCCUGGAAGAAAUGGGAAGUGUGAUAAGCAGUUUAAUUUUUAAGGAGCUGGUCUCAAUUUUAGUACUUUUUAAUUAUGCAAAUAAAUCAAUGUUUCCUUAAAUUUUGUCAUUGCUUUGUCACAGUUGUCUAGGGUUCAUAUCCAACCUUCUGUGGCAAUUCAAUUUUAUAUAGUCUUUUAAGAGGUAAUUGUAAUGUAUUUCUGACAGACAGCAUAAACAAAAAGAAUAUUAAGGCAUAGAAGAAUUGUCCUCUAAAAAUAUCAAUGAUGUAUCCUGGAAUGUGAAGAUGUCCCUUUAUAGUUAAAAAUUGAAUUAUUUUAAUAUUGUACCAUUGUUAGACCUUGAAUGAGUCCAUGUUACCGUGUGUGUCUGUAUAUCUAUCUGUAGAGAAAGAAAAAUGACAACUGAAAUGUUACUUUUAAAAAUCAGAAUAAAUUGGGCACUGUCUGUGUUGCACCACUACUGUAUCUUUUCGAAAGAAUUAACAGUAUUUGCCUAUUGUAAAAGUUAAUUCUGAUGACGUUUUCACAUUCACCAGACUUUUUUUUCCUGUAUUAUUUGCAUCCCCAAAUAUUUAAUACAAGUAGAUUCUGCAUGGCUUGGGCAUUCAGAGAUUAAUAGAAUGAUGACUCAAUUUUAAUUCUAAAGCCAUGAAAAGUUACUUUGAGACUGAACAAUUCUGAAUUAUUUAUGAUACCCAAUGUCCAUGUUUCUUUCCCUACUGUAAAAGAAUUGAUCAGUUUCUUCAUUAAAGGAGCAAAAACUUAUUAAAUCUUGUAAAUACCA
Molecule: messenger RNA, 6832 nt
Organism: Pongo pygmaeus (Bornean orangutan)
Lineage: Eukaryota; Metazoa; Chordata; Mammalia; Primates; Hominidae
Gene: TAB3
Product: TGF-beta activated kinase 1 (MAP3K7) binding protein 3
Exons: 11
Coding region: 702-2837 (711 amino acids)
Biological process (GO): positive regulation of canonical NF-kappaB signal transduction
Cellular component (GO): extracellular exosome
Molecular function (GO): ubiquitin binding
Source: RefSeq, a predicted model, not a curated record